AUGGCCAGCAAUAGGAGACUUAAUAUAGAGAUUCAGAAUAUGAUGAAAGACAAUAAUCUGGAAAGAAAUCAUUACUGCAUAGAACUCGAUGGAAAAACCAAUUCACAUCUGUUUGGCAAAAUUGUUGGCCCGCCCGACACGCCCUUUCAAAGGGGUGUCUUCACCAUUGAUAUCACUAUACCCGACAGAUACCCGUUGGCGCCGCCCGCCUGCAAGUUCGUGACCAGAGUAUGGCAUCCGAACAUCUCGUCAAUGACCGGAGCGAUAGGUCUCGAUAUACUCCACACGCAGUGGUCGUCGGCCAUGACUUUGGAGAGUCACGACGCUAGCUAUGUCAGACACGACGGCUCAGGCCUCGGGUUGCCGGGUUUCCUACACGGCCGCUUGGCAGUCAUGCACAAGUCGGCGCUCGAGAUGUGGGCAUGCCGGUCCAUAACCUGA
Messenger RNA from Medioppia subpectinata, 441 nucleotides. NCBI's taxonomy places the organism in Eukaryota, Metazoa, Arthropoda, Arachnida, Sarcoptiformes, Oppiidae. The record is from the annotation of a GenBank genome assembly.